AUGGAAAAAUAAGUCAAUAUUUCUGAAUAGAUCCAAUAGUCUUAUUUCAUUUUAUAAAGCAGUAUCCCACAUAAGCUUGUUGAACUACCACUAUUCAUAAACUUUAAGAAGAUUUCUCAACCAGCUAAAUGCAGACACUGGAUUCUAGACCAUCAACAUAUCAGAGAGAAAAGUGGAAAAUGCAAUAGAUUACAAUCCUAUGAUGUUUUAAUGAUCAAAAAGAAAACGAGACAGACUAGAUCAUCGAAUGCUCAAGUUCGAGACUGCUAUUAUGAAAAACUUGGUAAAUUUGAGGCUUGUGGACAGAAUAAAGAAACCAAUACCUAAAUGUGA
Molecule: messenger RNA, 333 nt
Organism: Stylonychia lemnae
Lineage: Eukaryota; Ciliophora; Spirotrichea; Sporadotrichida; Oxytrichidae
Source: the annotation of a GenBank genome assembly